Messenger RNA from Phytomonas sp. Hart1, 2622 nucleotides. The record is from the annotation of a GenBank genome assembly. NCBI's taxonomy places the organism in Eukaryota, Euglenozoa, Kinetoplastea, Trypanosomatida, Trypanosomatidae.
AUGGAGCUCAAAGAGAUCGCCGUGCCGUGCUUUUCCAUCGGCUCGCUUUUGGCGCCCGUUUCGUGGACGAUGGACGCGCAAUCCCACCACCUCCCGUUUUCGAUGCCGCGGCGAUCCCACCCGGGGCUUGGGUGGGGUACUUCGCGAUGUCGGAGCGGGAAUACCGUUCGGUUCGAACGCUUUGAUGGCUCCGGCCGCACGUUAUACAUCACGGAGGUGUUUAGUUUUCAACCCGGCAUGGCCCGAACGGACGGUGGGGGCUUUCGAACGGCGACCAUCGCCGGGGUUGAUGGCGAAGGGGAGGACGCGGCCUAUGACCCAACGACGCCAGGGGGCCCCCACGGCGGAGUUUUGCAUUCUCCGUCUUUGAAUGGCCCUCGUGUGGAGAGUUUGGCCGUCCGGGUGGCGGAGGGCGAGGGGGUCGAGGGCCCUGAAUCGCCCGCGAAAAGCGCCUCUUCGGCUCGCUUCGAGUCGAAGGUGGCAUGGCUUUCUUCACAGAAUUACGAGGUCGUUUUGCACAUCGCGUUCGAUGGGUUUGAUGGGCCGUCCGAGUCUGCGGCGGAGGUUAUCGCGCGAAUCGCCCGCGAUGCGAUGGCAAAGUACCGAAGACCACGGAUUCAGGCCCCGAAUGUCUUUGCACCCGCGUGGUCGUCUUUGGAUUCCACCGCUUUUCGGGGCCAAGUUGGGAUGUUAAACAACACCGCCAUUUUCCUGCCUCGCUCCUGCGAUCAUCUUUUUUCGGAAGAGGGCGGCGGGGGUUUGUUUUAUGCCCGCGGGGUUUACAGUCGUCUUGGGAAGGCGUUGUUGGUGUUUCGCCGGGGCGGGGGAUACGGCGGUUGCGAUGGGGGAGCGGGCGUGGUGUGGAAUGCCCCCAACGCGGUCCAUUCCCAUGGCCCGGACGAGGCGGAUGGAGGGCUUUGGGCCCUCUCACAUCGGCGCGAGGGCGGGGAUCCUAAUCGCCAUCAACCCCCCACGUCAUUGGCAAAAGGGCGACCGGUUAUGGAUGGGCUUGGGCCUGACAACGCUGAGCCCGGUUCGCAGGUCGCCCUCGCGGGGCUUCGGGACUUUGUUUCGCAGAAGUUGCGGCUCAACACCGCCGAGGCGCUUUGCUUUGCGGUGCCCCCCCAACCCGGGGGAUUCGCACGGAAUCCCAAACCCCACCGCGAUGUUGGUCCCCCAACCCCCCCUGUAUUGGAAAGGGACGUGCGUUUGCGUGCGGUUUGCGUGGCCGGAUUCCCCCUGACGACGGCUGGGGCCUCGAUCUACAAUUAUCGUUCGGUGGAAUACGCGUUCGAGCGGCAUGUCGACAGGGCCCUUCGCGGGGACUUCGCGCUGAUGCAAAUCGCCCCCUCCGGGCGGUUUGUCCCGUCCGAUGCGGCCUUGGCGGAGGUGGGGGCGGCGUUCGCGAGUGGGGCGUCCUGGGAGGCCCCCUCCCCCCCCUCCGCCUCGCGGGACUGGCGGGGCGCGAGGGACGCGUACGUCCCCCCACGCUCGACGUGGUAUGGGCUCCGCCGGCGGGGUUUAUCCCCUCAGGGGGGCGCUUUCCCGUCUUUUAAUCCGAAGGUUUCGCCCUCGCCGGGGGAAAUGCGGUCGGCGGGGGAUGGGGAAGGCCUAAUCAAUGCGGAACGGGCGCUGGUGGUGCAGCUUAUCGCCCCCCGCGUGGACAGCGAAUACGCGAUGGUGGUGGUGGCGGCCGUCGAGCCGGCGGGCCUUCUCGCAAGCGAAAAGGCCGACGAAGAGGGGGGCGGCCCGACGCCCGAUCCGGCUUUUCCUUCGCUCUAUGAAACGGCGGCGAGGCGGCUCGCGGGGAGUUUUUUUUUGGAAUUUCCGUAUCCCAAACGGUGGGCCCUGUCUCGUACAACCGGCGACCUGGCGGGAUUCUUUUUCCGUCAAGGCUAUUUGCUGCUGCAUCUCCCGUCAGGGGACCCGCGUUAUGUUAACACCACGGUGAGGCCGAACGCCGCAAGGUGUUUUUCCUCUCUCGGCUCGCUUAUUGUUCACACAUCGCACCCAUGGCCCUGCCCGAAAAGCCAGUCGAAUUCUUCUCAGGGCGAGCCCCAGUCCCAUCGGUCCUGCGAGGCCCCAAGCUCGCCCGAUAAAGCCGGGGCGAGAGGGAAUGGCGUCCGCGCCAUUUCCCCCCCGGAUGGUGUUUUUAGCUCGGCCGAGUUUGCGAGCCUCUCCGCGGUGUGGACGUUAGUUGCGGAUGGCCGCAGUAGCGAGGAGUUUCUCGAUUUCUACAUCGCCGAGUUUGACCACGUUAGCGCCCUGACCCACCUCCCAGCCGUCGACAAGGCCGGCGCCGCGGGAGGGCGUGGAGGGCGGUUGACCGUUCGGCAAAGGGGCACCCGAAGUUAUCGAACGUCCGCGGGCUUGGGGGAUGGCUGGGAAGGGAAGGAGACGACGGCGUGGUUGGGGUGGGGGCCCCAUCUUCGGCUUUACGUCUGCGCCCACGAGAGUGGCGUCGGGCGGAUGCUGCUCAUCCAGGCCUCAAUCUUAUCGAGCGAGCGCCCUGAGGAUGGCCGAGGCGUGGAUGAACCCGAGGCGCCGGGGAUCGGUGAGGCGGAGGAGACGAGUCUCGCGCGAUGGCUGGCGGGCAUUUCCGCGGAAUCGAUCGGUCUAUGA